GUCCUUCCAAGGGCUGGCCAAAGGCAUGGCUCCCUUCUUUUGUCUCUUACAUUAUUCCGGUUGUUGUCGAGGCUGGAGAGAACGUGUCUGGUGAGUGAGUUUUGCGCGCAUCUGAUCUUUCGUCGUGGGCCUCUCUCUUUGCCGCUUGCGAUCACGACAAACAGAGGAGUCGCCUGGUAAGGUGCGAGGGUGGUGGAAUACAUAGAAAGCAGCAAAAUAGACAUCAUGAAGGCGUCUCUCUUUCUGUCGGCUCUUGCGGCGGGCUAUGCGGCUGCGGACGACGUUCUUUAUAGCAGGCGACUGGCCAAACGCGCCCUUGACGAUGGGGGGCACUACAAUAUUUCCUUCUUUCACGUCAACGACGUUCACGCUCAUCUUGACCAGUAUGUAAAGGCGGGAACAGACUGCACGGAUCCCGCCAAAGGCUGCUUCGGUGGCUAUGCCCGCAUCAAGACAAAAGUCAGCGAGCUGCGUGUUCAAUAUCCCAACCAUCUGUGGUUGAACGCCGGUGAUGAAUUCCAAGGCACCAUGUUCUACUCGUUUUACGGCGGAGAGAAGAUUGCCGAGACAAUGAAUGAUCUCAAGUUCGAUGCCAUGACACUGGGGAACCACGAGUGGGACGGCGGCGAUGAGAAGCUAGGAGUGUUUUUGAAGAAUUUAACGUUUCCAGUCGUUUCGUGUAAUGUGAAGAGCGAGUAUACUGACCUCAAAGACACGAUUAAAAACUAUCACAUCUUUGAGGAGUAUGGCUUGGCUGUCAUCGGGGCAUCGACACCGACUACACCUACGAUUUCACACGUCGGUCCCCUGACCAAAUUUCUCGAUCCAGCUGAAGAGGUUCAAAAGGCCAUUUGGGAGAUCCGCAACACUACCAAUAUCAAGCGCAUUGCGGCUUUGACGCAUAUUGGCUACGAUGUCGAUCAGCAACUAGCGGCACAAACAGAGGGCCUGUCUCUCAUCAUUGGUGGUCACAGCCAUACACUCCUUGGAGAUAUGGCCGGCGCAGAGGGAAAGUAUCCGACCAUUGUGGAAGAUCUUGCUGGUAAUGAAGUUUUCAUUGUCACAUCGUACCGCUGGGGAGAGUAUUUGGGCUCGAUUGACGUUUCUUUCGAUGAGGAGGGCAAAGCUCUAAUCUAUCAUGGCGCCCCAAUCCACAUGGAUAAUACGACCAAACUGGAGCCUAAUCUUCAGGCCAAGGUUACUGCGUGGCGAGGGCCAUUUGAGGAUUAUGCCAACGAGGUUGUGGGAACUACGGAAAACACUCUUGACCAGACGGCAUGCCAGAGCGGCGACUGCCUUUUGGGUGAAGUUAUGGCCGAUGCUGCAUUUGAGUAUGCUUACAACCUUACCACAGACGUACCGGAGGACCUGAGGCCGAGCUUUGCACUCAUCAAUGCAAAGGGUGUUCGAGCAACCAUUGACGCUGGCAACAUCACCCGGGGCCAGGUCAUUACGGCGUUUCCAUUUGGUAAUGCCGUUGUGAAAUUGACAUAUUCUGGUGCCGACCUGCUCAAGAUUCUCGAAGGCGCUGUAUCCGGGAUAAACCAGUUCAACAGCCAGAAACUGUCGUCUGGGAUUCAAGCAUCGCAUAACCUCCAGGUUCAAUACGACCCGUCAAAGGCCCCUGGGCACAUGCUUGUCGAUGCGAGGAUUUCUGGUCAGAGAAUCGACCCUGAGAAGAAGUAUAUAAUUGUGACUGUGGAUUUCGUUGCUACAGGUGGAGAUAAUAUUCUGCCCAAGAGAGACGACUUUGUUGUAUUAGAUACACUAGAUGAGGUGUUGGUAGAUUACAUCAAGGCUAGAACGCCCCUGAAGAAUACAUUGGAGAAGAGAAUAGGAAAGGUUGGUACAUUUGCGGGCAAGGUGCAAAAGGUAUUUUCAGCUUAGAUUAUGCAUAGAUGAAAUGGUUAUUAGGUAUAUAUAUUUGUUAUUCUUUGUAUCUUUUUAUUUCACCGGGC
This is a messenger RNA of Trichoderma asperellum CBS 433.97, 1958 nucleotides long. RefSeq lists its product as uncharacterized. Gene Ontology annotation, molecular function: hydrolase activity. Gene Ontology annotation, biological process: nucleotide catabolic process. NCBI's taxonomy places the organism in Eukaryota, Fungi, Ascomycota, Sordariomycetes, Hypocreales, Hypocreaceae. The record is from RefSeq and is a predicted model, not a curated record.